AUGACGCUCUACUCGGACCCUCCUAGCUUGCUGCCCUUUCGGCAUGACAAGCCUACGCUUCUCGUUUGCUGGUGGAUGACGUCCUUUUGCGCUUGCAUGAUCUUUCUGCGCGUUGCCGGCCGCUUCAUCCGUACCGAGCGUCUCUUCCUCGAAGACAAGAUUGCCGCCCUCGCCAUCAUCCCGCUCGCCUUACGCAUGGCCUGCGUCCAUUACAUCCUGCUACACGGCACCAACAAUGCAGACUACACAGGCGUCGUAUUAUCUACCGACCAGCUGCGCCAAAAAUCCAUAGCCAGCGGCCUGGUUCUUCUCAGUCGAUUCUUUUACGCUGCUACGCUCUGGGUUCUGAAAUGUGCCAUUCUCGAGUUUCUCCGUCGAAUCACAGGCAUUACCUGGCAGCGAUCCUACCAAACCACCAUGGUAGCCCUGCGAUGGACCCUGCUCGCCACCUUUAUCGCCGUCGUAAUCAGCGACUUGGCCGAAUGCCGGCCCUUCCACCAUUACUGGCAAGUCUUGCCCGAUCCAGGUGGUCAAUGCCGCCAGGGCUACGUCCAGCUUCUCACCAUGGCCACCUGCAACGUCUUGACCGAUCUCAUGCUCGUCAUCUUUCCCAUCCCCAUUCUCCUGCGCAGCCACAUGCAACUCAAGCGCAAAAUCCAACUUGUCCUACUCUUCUCCCUGAGUCUGUCCAUUGUUUGCGUUACACUAUAUCGAGUCCCGCACAUUAUCUGGAACGAUGGCCGUCAGCAGUACCGAUCGCUCCUCGCCUCGGUCGAAAUCUUGUUUGCCACGGCCUCAGCCAAUGCCCUGGUCCUGGGCUCUUUUGUUCGCGACCGCGGUUUGAAGAAGCAAAAGUUUCGCCGUAACUCGGCCGCCGACUCGUUUGACCGCGGCAGCGCCCCACGGCGGCCUGCCCUACACCGGCACUGGGGCAGCGACGAAGAUCUUGUCAGAGACGUUGGCCUGGCUGUCGGACCGGAGCUGCGCGAGAGUCCCACCCGGGCCAUUGCCGCCAAACCUGCAGACAUAAAAGGCGAGUGGCCACGCCAAAAUGGCAAGCUGAGCGGCGAAACUGGCAGUGACGAUGCCAUCCUCCCCGACGACCGGCUCCUAAAGAUAGACUCGCACCAAGGAGGCAGGAAGAUGACAUUUUUCGACGUUGGGGGCUUAUUGGAUGGUUCUGUUGCCACAAGCAGCGGCAGCUAUCGUCGCGGCAGCCAUACUUCAUCUACAAUAGGGCCCGGCUCUUCGCACGGAGUUCCCGCAACCACCGUGCCUGCCAGCUCGACCGGUUUGCGGCGCGGGUCGUCGGCGCUCCUGCAAGAUCUCGGCGUCCUGCUUGGCCCACUGAACAACAAGUCUGCACGCACCAGCCGCUCCAAAUCAAACAGCGGCACCGAGCUUCACCCCAUUCCGCAGUCAACCUACGAACUGCAGGAUCGAUCUGGAAAAUUAGCCUGA
Messenger RNA from Akanthomyces muscarius, 1461 nucleotides. RefSeq lists its product as uncharacterized. The coding region runs from base 1 to 1461 and encodes 486 amino acids. The record is from RefSeq and is a predicted model, not a curated record. The transcript has 2 exons. NCBI's taxonomy places the organism in Eukaryota, Fungi, Ascomycota, Sordariomycetes, Hypocreales, Cordycipitaceae.